GCAUGUUCAAGGUUACGGGGUGAGAUAGCAAGUGGAGCCACACCUAGUUCAUGCUUCAAAUGUGGUGAAGAAGGACAUUUUGCCCGGGAGUGCACAAGUUCUAUCAAGGCAGGGAAGAGGAAUUACGAAUCAUCAAACACAAAAGAUAAAAGACCCCAAAAAGAAAAUGAUUACAUGGGAAAUAGAUCUGCACCUAAUGAUGUACGUCACAGAAAGAAACGGUCUUCUACAGAAGAGAGAGGCUUUUCAACACCCAAGAAAUCAAAGAGUAGAGGGGGCUGGAUGGUGGAGCAUCCUGCAGAAGAAAAGGACUAUACAUCUCCCAAGAAAUCUAAGCAUAGAGGUGGCUGGACAUCGGAGCAUCCUCCGGAACAAAGAGGCUAUACGACUCCCAUGAAAUCCAAGAGUAGAGGUGGAUGGAAGACAGAGCAUCCUGAAGAAUUCUUUCCUCCCAUGUCCACACGUAGCAGUUUUAGGUCUUCAGGGACACCAUCUUCUAUAAGCACCAGAAUUCAUUCUUUUGGUAAUGGAAGUCAUACUCCAAGUUAUAAAUCUUCCAAGAGAUGGAAUGGUUAUACUGGAACCCCAUUUUCCCAAGAAGCUUCAGCCAGGUCAAAUCAUAGAUAUUCAGCAUCAAGGUUUGGCAACUCUAGUAGUGAUGGGCAUGGCAGAAAUUACAACUGGUGGUAGUAGCGAUCAUGAAAUCUGGAUUAUGUUCUCGAUAAUUCCCCGUGUAAACUUGUAAAACAACACCUGCAAGUUUUCUAAAUUAAUAUUCAAUGAUACUGUUGUGAAUUUUUCAAAUUUAUGGAUCUGUGUUAAGGGUAUGCAAUUUCCCCUUUGAACUUCAUUUUCGUUUGUAUCCACUACCUUGAAUAUCUUUCUAGUCAAGGGGAACAGUAAGCUAUUGUUUGAACUUA
Cajanus cajan (pigeon pea) is the source of this 920-nucleotide messenger RNA. Lineage: Eukaryota; Viridiplantae; Streptophyta; Magnoliopsida; Fabales; Fabaceae. The record is from RefSeq and is a predicted model, not a curated record.